AUGGGCGAUUUCGACGUCGAACGAGUUUUGGUCGACACGGGAAGUACCGUCAAUGUAAUAUGCUGGCAAACGCUAGAAAAAAUGGGUGUCACACUAGAGCAACUGAAACCCGAGUCUCGAACAUUGACGGGCUAUGAUGGGGUCACCAAACUGUCAAUGGGCGACGUAAAGCUGCAAGUACGAGCCGGCGGAUUGUCCCGGAAGACUAAGUUCGAAGUCAUCGACUCGCCUUCGGUCUACAACGCCAUUUUGGGGUACCGUGGAUAUACGCGAUGUAGACCGUACCAUCGACCUAUCACCUCUGCCUCAAGUUCCCAACCACCACAGGAAUUUGCUCACUUUAUGGUGACCAGAGGGUAG
Molecule: messenger RNA, 360 nt
Organism: Camelina sativa (false flax)
Lineage: Eukaryota; Viridiplantae; Streptophyta; Magnoliopsida; Brassicales; Brassicaceae
Source: RefSeq, a predicted model, not a curated record